Molecule: messenger RNA, 1185 nt
Organism: Phragmites australis (common reed)
Lineage: Eukaryota; Viridiplantae; Streptophyta; Magnoliopsida; Poales; Poaceae
Product: very-long-chain aldehyde decarbonylase GL1-10-like
Exons: 5
Coding region: 82-990 (302 amino acids)
Biological process (GO): sterol biosynthetic process
Molecular function (GO): iron ion binding; C-4 methylsterol oxidase activity
Source: RefSeq, a predicted model, not a curated record
CGUGUUCCACUUCCACGCCGAGCACAACCACAGCUUCCAGCAGCAGCUCUCCACCCAACGCCGAGGACAAACCGGAGAUAGAUGCUCCCUUACACGACGGUGGCGGACGCGGAGGCGGCUCUGGGGCGCGCCAUGACAUGGUCCGAGGCCGCGUGGUUCAGGUACUCGGCGGCGACGCCGGACUACUGCCUGUACUGCCACAACGUCGUCAUCCUCCUCGUCGUCUACACGCUCGCGCCGCUGCCCCUCGCGCUGUUCGAGCUCUGCGCGCCAGCGAAACUGACAGCGCCGUACAAGCUGCAGCCCCGGGUGCGGCUCUCGCCAGCCGCCUUCCUCCGCUGCUACAGGGACACGGCGCGUGUCUUGCUCCUCACCGUUGGCGCGCUUCAGCUCGUCUCCUACCCUGUCGUUAAGAUGGUGGGGAUCCGGACGGGGCUGCCGCUGCCGUCGGCGGGGGAGAUGGCGGCGCAGCUGGCCGCGUACUUCCUCGUGGAGGACUACCUGAACUACUGGAUCCACCGACUGCUGCACACGGAGUGGGCCUACGACAAGAUCCACCGCGUGCACCACGAGUACACCGCCCCCAUUGGCUUCGCCGCGCCGUACUCGCACUGGGCGGAGGUGCUCAUCCUCGGCGUCCCGGCCUUCGCCGGCCCGGCCAUCGUGCCCUGCCACAUGACCACCUUCUGGCUCUGGUUCGUCAUCCGUCACAUCGAGGCCAUCGACACGCACGGCGGGUUCAACUUCCCUUUCAACCCAACCAAGCUUAUCCCGUUCUACGGAGGUGCAGAAUACCACGACUACCAUCACUAUGUAGGAAGGCAGAGCCAGAGCAACUUCGCUUCAGUUUUUACGUUUUGUGAUUAUAUAUACGGCACGGAUAAAGGCUACAGGUACCAUAAGGCAAACCUAGCCAAGAUGAAGGACAUGGCAAAAUACAAUGAUGAAAAAGGAGGGAGUGAUGCAUUCAUAAGCGGGAAACAAGACUAGGACCUUUGGGAUAGCUUCUUUGUGAAGAGUUUUUUUAUGAUAAGUUGGCUAUCAGAGAAGCAACCGUCUAAGAAUUAGCUGGCUGGAGAAGAUGGUCCUUUGGCAACUCUAAUUUUCUUUUGGAAGAUUAUCUGUCUUGAGCGUGUAAUGACUAUUAUACCUUGAAUCGUAUGAACUUGUUUGCUUUCUGAAUAA